Messenger RNA from Cuscuta campestris, 1098 nucleotides. The record is from the annotation of a GenBank genome assembly. NCBI's taxonomy places the organism in Eukaryota, Viridiplantae, Streptophyta, Magnoliopsida, Solanales, Convolvulaceae.
CAACACAAAUCUCUCUCUCUCUAUCUUUCUCUCUCUAGCAAAUAUGGAAACCUUCUCACAAUCAAUCACUCCCAUUCUUCACUUUCAUUUCCCCUCUUAAUUUCCUUCCUUUUAUAUCUCUUUUGAUUUGAUUUCUUGGUUUGGUUUCUUUUGGGUGAGAGAAGAAAAAACCCUAGAAACAAAAACAAAAAUUUUCUUGAAUUUGCAACAAAAGGAAAGGAAAUAAUAUCAAAACAUGUUUAUGGAUUCCUUUCCUAUUCCCCAUCAUCACCAUCAUGAUGUGGCCGCCGCCACCUCCGCCGAAAGCGCGAACUUUGUGGCUGCGGAGACGGUGGCGGCUCCCGUGGCGGCGGCGGCGGCGGGAUCGUCGAGCCGGUACGAGAACCAGAAGCGGCGGGACUGGAACACGUUCGGGCAGUACCUGAAGAACCACCGUCCCCCGCUGGCCCUGUCGCGGUGCAGCGGGGCCCACGUGCUGGAGUUCCUCAGGUACUUGGACCAGUUCGGGAAGACCAAGGUCCACAACCAGAUAUGCCCGUUCUACGGCCACCCGAACCCGCCCGUGCCGUGCCCCUGCCCGCUCCGGCAGGCUUGGGGCAGCCUCGACGCGCUCAUCGGGCGGCUUCGGGCGGCCUACGAGGAGAACGGGGGAACGCCCGAUACCAACCCGUUUGGGGCUCGGGCAGUCCGGCUCUACCUCCGGGAAGUCCGGGAUCUGCAGUCCAAAGCCAGAGGAAUCAGCUACGAGAAGAAGAAGCGGAAGCGGCCGCCGCCGCCGACUCCGCCGCCAGGUGAACCUCCACUUCACAUUUGAUGUACGUGUAUAUAUCCAUCGCCGCCGCCCUAAAGCUCUAAGCUUUACUCUUCUUGAUUUCUUUUUUACCCUUUCACCAAAAAAAAACAAAAUUGGGGCUUCACUUCUAAGACUAUAUAUUUUGAGGUUGGUGUUAAUUUUGUGGUUUGUUAUGAAUUGAAGUUCUUGAUUUUAUCAUAUAAUAAUCUCCCAAUUUACCAUGAAAAUAUAUGGUAUAGUAUAUGGUAUUGUGUAAGUUUAUUUUCUUGAAAUUAAAAAGAUGGAUAUAAAUAUGAACUAGGGUU